AAGUUGGACAUGUCAAAUAACAUUUCUCUAUUUUAAAUUUAUUUAAGAAAAUAAAAAUUUACAGAAAAAUUUAGACAGUUUGAUUUGGAUCAAACGUCUAAAAGGAGGUUAAAAACCAUUUAUUUAAGAUGACGAAUGAUUCGGACGAAUUGGUUUAUUUGUGUGCGAGAGAGAAAGAGUUCACUCUCCACUCACUCGUCACUUUGUUGGGGUUUUUGUUUUUCCUUACAAACAAACAAUACUAACUGAAACUUGGGAGGAGUACACUACAUUUUCACAAUGAGUACUGUUGGAUACAGGUCAGAUGAGGAAUGCUCUGUCAUAGGGGAAAAGGCUGAAAUCGGAUUUCUAGAUUUUGAGGAAGAGAGAUCUGUUUGCAGUUACGUUCCUGAUGAUGGGGCUCCGGUAAUCGUAUCUGUCCCGUUUGCAUUUGUGAAUGGGAAGCCUCAAUCAGUAUCUGUUGGAGAAACUGCUGUUGAAUUAAUAACCAUUAAUAAUACUACUGAUCAACCAGUGGACCUGUGGAGUGUUCAUAUUUUUGCCUCAAACCCUCCGGACUCUUUCACUCUUUCUCUCACUGAGCCUCCGCCGGAAAAUUCAAAUGCUGAGAGCUUUAUAGAAUCUUUUAGGGUGGAAGACAGGAUGCUUCAGCCUGGCGAGAUCUUAAAAAUAUGGUUGUCUUGCAAGACCAAAGACAUGGGCAUGUACUCAUCUGUUGUGUAUUUUGACGUGGGAGAUGAUAAAAUUGAAAGGGUGGUUUUCCUCUUAGUUGAAGACAAGAUCUCAAAAUCUCUGAUUUCCAACAGACCUUAUUCAAAAGGAAGAAGGAAAGACAAAUUUGUUGUAGAUGCUUUUGUUCCUGGCGCACGCCCUGCAGGGAAGACAAAUCGGAAAUACGUAAAUAGGCUCCCAAGAUAUGAAGUUCCCAAGGAUAUUAGACUCCUGCUCGAGGACAACCAGGUCCCUCAAGUCAUUGAAGACGGUCUUACAAAAAGGAGUUAUGGGUCUUAUUUCAAAACACUAAUAAUUAUGGAAGAGAUACAAUUAGAGGAUGAUAUGAGGACUUAUGACAUGGAAUGUGUAACUAUGCGACGGAGAGGAAAUAAUUUUUUGUCCAUGGAGGUUCCCGGGCUUGCUGAGAGAAGGCCAUCACUGGUGCAUGGGGAUCAUAUCUUUGCCAAGCUGGCUUCUGAACAGGACCAAAAUUCUGCACCUAUUUAUCAGGGAUUUAUUCACAGGGUUGAGGCUGAUGAGGUCUAUUUGAAGUUUGAUCCUGAAUUUCACCAUUACCAUAGAGAUGAAGAUCUCUACAAUGUCCACUUCACGUACAAUAGGCUCAAUAUGAGAAGGUUAUAUCAAGCCGUUGAGGCAGCAGAAAACUUAGGAACUGACUUUCUCUUUCCAUCUUCAUUCAGAAGAAGGUGCAUUAAAACCACUAAUCUGGUUCCCAUAUCUGGUUCUUUAAAUGAGGAGCAAAUGUCUUCAAUCAAAAUGAUUUUGGGUUGCAAAGGGGCACCACCUUAUGUGAUUCAUGGGCCUCCCGGUACGGGGAAGACUAAGACAAUAGUGGAAGCAAUCCUCCAGCUCUACCAACAUCAUAAGAAUACUCGCAUUCUUGUCUGCGCCCCCUCAAACAGUGCAGCAGACCACAUACUGGAGAAACUCCUUGCUGAAAAGGAUAUUGAAUUUCGUGAAAAUGAAGUAUUUAGGCUCAAUGCCACAGCCAGGCCUUAUGAGGAUGUGAAACCUGAAUUUCUCCGCUUCUGCUUCUUCGACGAGAUGAUAUUUAAGUGUCCCCCGGUCAGUGCCCUCAAGCAUUAUAGGAUUGUGGUAUCCACAUAUAUGAGUGCCUCUCUUCUUUUUGCAGAAGAUGUUGCCCGUGGUCACUUCUCUCACAUGUUCUUGGAUGAGGCUGGCCAAGCUUCAGAACCUGAAACCAUGAUCCCUAUAGCCCAUCUCUGCAGAAGGGACACUGUUGUUGUUCUGGCUGGAGACCCAUUGCAGUUGGGCCCAGUAAUAUUUUCCAAGAAAGCAGAAGAGUACCAAUUCGGGGUUUCUUUCUUGGAACGAUUGUUUAGAUGUGAGUUAUAUGGCAGUGGAGAUGCCAAUUAUAUAACAAGACUUGUUAGAAACUACCGAUGUCACCCUGAAAUUCUCUACCUCCCUUCAAAGCUGUUCUAUUAUGGGGAAUUGAUGGCAUGUAGAGAUCCCACAACUUUCACGAUCACUGCAGAAUUUCUCCCUAAUAAGGAGUUCCCUGUUCUUUUCUUUGGUAUCCAAGGAUGCGAUGAAAGAGAAGGGAAUAACCCAUCAUGGUUCAACCGAAUCGAAGUAAGCAAGGUUGUAGAAACGGUAAGGAAGUUGAUAGCUGGUGGCAAAAUAGGAGAGGAGGAUAUUGGCAUUAUAACUCCAUAUAGGCAACAAGUGUUGAAAAUAAAGCAGACACUUGAAAAUCUAGAUAUGCCUGAUGUCAAAGUUGGCAGUGUUGAGCAAUUUCAGGGACAAGAAAAAGAUGUUAUCAUUGUAUCAACUGUUCGAUCAACCAUCAAACACAAUGAGUUUGACAGAGUUCACUGUCUGGGCUUUUUGAGCAACCAUAGAAGGUUUAAUGUGGCUAUAACCCGUGCUAUAUCAUUGCUGGUUAUAAUUGGGAACCCCCAUAUUAUAUGCAAGGAUGAUCAUUGGAGCCAAAUGUUGUGGCACUGUGUGGACAAUUCAUCCUAUCAGGGUUGUGCUCUUCCAGAAAGGAUAGAACGUUUUGAGGAGGACCUUGGAGAGGACUCUGGCUUUGGCUUCAAUGAAGAUAACACAUGGCCCUCUAACAAUGGAGAAUUCGGCCAAGAUUCCUCCCAGUCAGAGCUCCCUAAACCUGUCACUGAUGAAGCUGGAUGGUCUGAUGGCUGGAAUUCAUACCCCUCUAACAACGUAGAAUCUUGUCAAGAUGGCUGGAACACAUAUUCUUCUAACAAUGUAGAAUCUGGCAAAGAUGGCUGGAACACAUACCCCUCUAACAAUGUAGGAUCUGGUCAAGAUUCUUUCCAGUCAGAGCUCCCUAUACCUUGCACCAAUGAAGAUGAAUGGUCUGAUGGCUGGAAGUAGUCCAACACAUCAUACUUGGGCUCUCGACAUUCAUGUUUAUACUUUUUUUUUUGGCAAUUAGUUUAUGCUGACUUUAAAAUCAUGCGCGUUUUGAAAUUGAGGCGGGAAAAAGACCUCUCCCGGUUUAUAUCCUUUAUGCUGCUAAGUUUAUUAUGAUGGUGAAUAGAGAAAAAGAAAAUAGAGGGAAUUUUUAUUUUUUAAAUAGUUGAUCUAAUACAAACAUUGAAUCUUGAGGAUUGAUUAAUUAGAUGAUGGUAAACUGGUAACUUGAUUAUUUGAUGCCAUCGACAAAUUUUAUGGUAUAUAUCUAACUUAUGGAAUUAUUGCAAGGGACAAA
Trifolium pratense (red clover) is the source of this 3436-nucleotide messenger RNA. Its product is annotated as probable RNA helicase SDE3. Gene Ontology annotation, molecular function: 5'-3' RNA helicase activity; RNA binding. NCBI's taxonomy places the organism in Eukaryota, Viridiplantae, Streptophyta, Magnoliopsida, Fabales, Fabaceae. The transcript is spliced from 5 exons. The record is from RefSeq and is a predicted model, not a curated record. Bases 280 to 3099 code for a protein of 939 amino acids.